This is a messenger RNA of Drosophila albomicans, 1405 nucleotides long. RefSeq names its product solute carrier family 35 member B1 homolog (gene meigo). NCBI's taxonomy places the organism in Eukaryota, Metazoa, Arthropoda, Insecta, Diptera, Drosophilidae. The record is from RefSeq and is a predicted model, not a curated record. Gene Ontology annotation, biological process: UDP-galactose transmembrane transport. Gene Ontology annotation, cellular component: endoplasmic reticulum membrane; Golgi membrane. The transcript is spliced from 3 exons. Gene Ontology annotation, molecular function: UDP-glucose transmembrane transporter activity; UDP-galactose transmembrane transporter activity. Bases 165 to 1181 code for a protein of 338 amino acids.
GUUUCAACGCUCCCAAGCUCCACGUAGCUGAUAUUUUUUGUAAACUCGCGGAUUUUACACGUCCAAUGUACCAUGUUGGAUGUUUAGUCUAUUAUUAUUAGUUGUUUAAGUGAAAAGUGCACUUAGAGGAACGCGUACAAGUACCAACACGAAGCCACGCAGCCAUGAAUAUACCAGAACAAAGUCGUUUUGCGAUCUAUGCCUUGGGCAUCUUUUUCUCUUACUUUCUGUAUGGAAUUGUUCAGGAGAAGCUAACGCGCGGCCGUUAUGGGGAUCAGGUGCAACCCGAUGGCAAUGUGGGCGAACGUUUCACCUAUACGCUGGCGCUUGUCUGGGUUCAAUGCAUCUGCAAUUACCUUUUCGCUAAAGGGAUGCUAACAGUGAAGCCACAGAAGGAGGAUACCACCCAUACGGGCUACUAUGCGGCCAGCUCACUCACCUACCUCCUGGCCAUGGUCUCAACGAACAUGGCUCUGCGUUGGGUGCCCUAUCCAACAGCUGUGGUGGGCAAAUCAGCCAAACCCAUUCCCGUGAUGAUACUGGGCGUGCUCAUUGGACGCAAAUCGUAUAGUUGGACGCGAUAUGCCUGUGUCUUAACGAUUGUGCUGGGUGUCAUACUGUUCAUGUUCAAGGAGAGCAAAGUGUCCAAUUUGCCCGCUGAGACAACGGGACUGGGUGAACUGCUCCUCUUCUUGAGCUUAUCCAUGGAUGGCUUGACCGGUGCUGUGCAGGAACGGAUGCGUGCCUCGAGUGCGCCAUCUGGUCAACAAAUGAUGUUGUCGAUGAACUACUGGAGCACAUUGAUGCUGGGAGGUGCCAUGAUUGUGACAGGCGAAGGCAUGGCGUUUAUACAAUUUGCGCUUCGGCAUUCGGAAGUUUGGCUGCAUCUAUCCAUGAUUGCACUGUGCGGCGCGUUGGGUCAGCUGUUCAUCUUCCUAAUGGUUGCGAAUUUUGGUCCUUUGGCCUGCUCUGUCGUCACCACAACACGCAAGUUCUUCACAGUGCUUUGCUCUGUGCUGUUGUUUGGCAACGUGUUAAUUGCUCGUCAAUGGUUCGGCGCCUUCUUAGUUUUUGCAGCACUCUUCGUUGAUAUGUUAUAUGGUAAAAAUUCAGCGACUACGAACAAAAAACCACCCGGCGAGGGAAAACUAAAAGAUGAACAAAAGAAACUGACUUCCUAGAAUUUAAUACAAGUGUAGCUUUUUGUGUGUUGCGUCACACAAUACAAAAUGUAAAUGCAAGACAAAUUCGUAUGUAGCUUAAUUUAAUUUGUGCUGUAAACCGUACAAACGCUAACUUUUUUGUAUUUAAGAGAAACAUUGCAUUCGAUUUUUAUCUUAAAACUAUAUAAAUUAAAGCAUUAGAAUUAGAGUAGACCACAAUAAAUUGGUAUCACUAUUUUGAA